Messenger RNA from Cyphellophora europaea CBS 101466, 2820 nucleotides. RefSeq lists its product as uncharacterized. Gene Ontology annotation, cellular component: membrane coat; AP-2 adaptor complex. Bases 1 to 2820 code for a protein of 939 amino acids. The transcript is spliced from 3 exons. Lineage: Eukaryota; Fungi; Ascomycota; Eurotiomycetes; Chaetothyriales; Cyphellophoraceae. Gene Ontology annotation, molecular function: clathrin-cargo adaptor activity. Gene Ontology annotation, biological process: clathrin-dependent endocytosis; intracellular protein transport. The record is from RefSeq and is a predicted model, not a curated record.
AUGUCGUCCAUGCGUGGGCUGGUCCAGUUCAUUGCGGACCUCCGCAACGCCCGCGCCCGAGAGCUCGAAGAGAAGCGAAUCAACAAAGAACUGGCCAACAUCCGGUCCAAGUUCCGCGGCGAGAAACUUGACGGCUACCAGAAAAAGAAAUAUGUCUGCAAACUGCUGUACAUCUACAUUCAGGGAUACAACGUCGACUUUGGCCAUCUGGAGGCCGUCAACCUCAUCUCGGCCACCAAAUAUUCGGAGAAGCAGAUUGGUUAUUUGGCUGUGACGCUGUUUUUGCACGAGCAGCACGACUUGCUGCAUCUGGUGGUGAACAGCAUUCGGAAAGACCUGACGAACCACAAUGAACUCAACAAUUGUUUGGCCCUGCACGCCGUCGCCAACGUCGGUGGGAGAGAGAUGGGUGAAGCCCUCACCGCCGAUGUCCACAGACUACUCAUUGCACCCACGUCCAAAGCGUUCGUCAAGAAGAAGGCUGCCCUGACGCUGCUUCGACUGUACCGAAAACACCCUGACAUUAUCCAACAAGAGUGGGCGGAGCGCAUGAUUUCACUCAUGGAUGAUCCGGACAUGGGUGUUGUCCUGUCGGUCACCUCUCUCAUCCUGGCUCUGGUUCAGGAUAAUCCAGAAGCAUACAAGGGGAGCUACAUCAAAGCCGCGCAACGAUUGCGGAAGGUCGUGAUUGAGAACGAGGUCUCGCCAGAUUAUCUCUAUUACAAGGUCCCCUGCCCCUGGAUACAGGUCAAAUUCCUCAAACUGCUCCAGUUCUAUCCCCCUUCAGAUGACACCUACAUUCGCGGCAUCAUCCGCGAAUCUCUUGCAGCCAUCCUCCAGGCUGCCAACGAAAUGCCCAAAAAUGUACAACAGAACAACGCUCAAAAUGCUGUGCUCUUUGAAGCCAUCAACCUCCUCAUCCAUCUCGACUCUGAGUCAAACCUCAUGAUUCAGAUCUCCUCCAAAUUGGGCCGUUACAUUCAGUCACGCGAGACCAAUAUACGAUACCUCGGGCUUGACGCCAUGACUCAUUUCGUUGCCCGUUCAGACACGCUCGAUCCCAUAAAACGACAUCAGAACGUUAUUAUCGGCUCACUACGCGACCGAGACAUCAGUGUGCGGCGGAAAGCCCUGGAUCUCGUGUACAGCAUGUGUGACACAUCAAAUGCACAGCCGAUUGUCAACGAGCUCAUGCGCUAUCUGACAUCCGCCGACUAUUCGAUACGAGAGGAGAUGGUCCUGAAAAUUGCAAUUCUUACCGAAAAGUAUGCCACCGAAGCUCAAUGGUACAUUGAUGUUUCGUUACGAUUGCUUGCCUUGGCUGGCGACCAUGUUAGUGACGAAGUGUGGCAGCGUGUCGUACAAAUUGUCACGAAUAACGAGGAACUGCAAGCGUAUGCUGCGCAGAACAUUCUCGAGUAUAUGAAAACGGAGAACUGCCACGAUACUCUGGUUAAGAUCGGUGGAUAUCUGCUGGGCGAGUUCGGCCACCUGAUUGCGGACACCAAGGGAUGCAGUCCCAUUGAGCAGCUAAUGGCAUUGCAGUCGAAGAUGCUCACUUCUCCCGAUGGCACUCGAGCACUGAUUCUGUCCACCUUUGUCAAAUUCGUCAACCUGUUUCCCGAAAUCAAGCCACAAUUACUUCAAAUGUUUAACUUCUACAGCUACUCGCCGGACUCUGAGCUACAGCAGCGAGCCUGCGAGUACCUUGGAUUGGCCAAUAUGCCUACCGACGACCUACUCCGCACUGUUUGCGACGAGAUGCCGCCCUUCUCGGAACGUGCGUCAAUCCUCCUACAACGUCUCCACAAGAAGAGCGCCGGUACCAGUGAGCGCCGCACGUGGCUGGUUGGUGGCAAAGACGCCAACGCCGACAAGCAGGAAGUUAUCCUUGCGCAGAAUACUGGUUUGAAGCGGACCUUCACCACCAUCGUCAACGGCGGGAAACCGCAGGCUAAUGGUAACACCAACAAGGCUCUCCCGCCUACCAAUGGUCACUCGGCUUCAUCCGACCUUAUGGGUCUGGAGAUGAAUGGCUCUCCAGCCGCACCGAAUCUGGCUUCGGCAGCACAUCUCUCGCCGGAUUGGCAACCAGGUUUUAAUCGCCUCUACUACGAUAAUGAGGGUGUAUUGUUCGAAGAUGCUCAGAUCCAAGUGGGCGUCCGUGCAGAGUUCCGGGCUCAUCUGGGUGUCGUUAAGCUCUACUUUUCCAACAAGUCGUCAUUCGCGAUUGGCUCAUUCACCGUCACGAUCGACAACCCAUACAAAGAGGCAUUACGCAUCGACACCAAGUCCAUGGCCGACAACAAUGUCGAAGCCAAUGGACAGACGGUCAUGACGGUCGUUAUCACCUCACUCAAACCCUUCCCAGACGCACCCACCAUGCGCGUCAGCUACCUCGCCGGCGCGCUACAAGCAUACACACUGAAACUGCCCGUCCUGCCCCAUCGGUAUAUGGACCCGAGCGACCUGAACGCAGAAGACUUCUUCAAGCGAUGGCGGCAGAUUGGAAAUGCCAACGGCAUGGAAGCCCAGGCCACGUUCGAAGUCAAGGACAAAGUCCGCGGCAUUCGCGACGCCGAUACGGUGGCGGUGCUGAAGGGCUUUGGGUUCCGACUGUUGGAAGGCGUGGAUCCCAACGCUGCGAAUAAGGUCGGCUGUGGUGUCUAUCAGGUCGAGGGCGGGAAGAUGGGCUGCUUGAUGCGGUGUGAGCCCAACACGGGCGAUAAGAUGUACCGCCUCACCAUCCGCGCGACGCAGGAUAGCGUGCCGGCCGUUCUGCUGGGCUUGAUGAAAGAGCGUCUGGCGUUGGGGGCGUAG